UGGAUGACUGCUGUUAUGUGCCUCUGUGUGUGUGUGCGCUUUUCUCUCCCUCUUAUUUAUACUGGUACCAAGCCUCAGACACACAGAAGAGAGAGAGAGCCCAGGGCAGAUAACGCAUACUGUGCACAGGGAACUGCCAGACACACAAGAGCACAGACUUCCUGCAAAGAGAGACCCAGGCAGCGGCUCCAAUGAAUUGAGAAGGUGCUGACUGCAUUGUGAGCGCAGCGUUCUCCUAUCAGGAUUUGCUCUGUUCUUGCAUCUUUACAACACUACGAUUAUUAUUUUAAUUUUUUAAUUUUUUUUAAUUUCAUUUUAUUUAUUUUUUUCCUAUUUUAUUUUUUUUCAGAAUUUUUUGGAAUUUUUCUUCCAAGCUGGGAUUUGCCAAGGAUUUUUAUUUAUUUUUUUAUUUUUUUUGGGAAGCUACCUGGAUCCUGCUCAGGACUCUGAUGAUUAUUUAAAGGGCUUCUGAGCAGCAGUCUUAAAGGCUGGAGACCUUUCCAUCUGGUAAAGCAUGGCUGUAAGGGGAUAUUCUUCUUCUUCUUCUACCUUCUCAUGGUGGCUCAGAGCCGGAGUGUGGAUCCUGGCAUGGAGCAGCAUCUGCCAAGUGUGUGCCAAUGGAUGCCCAGCCUUGUGCUCCUGUAGCGGAACUACAGUGGAUUGUCAUGGUUUGGGACUUAAAAUGGUCCCUAAAAAUAUCCCAAGGAACACAGAAAGGCUAGAACUGAAUGGGAACAACAUAACACGGAUCCUGAAGAAUGACUUCUCGGGACUCAAGCAGCUUCGAGUCUUGCAGCUGAUGGAGAAUCAGAUUAACAGCGUUGAGCGCGGAGCUUUCGAUGACAUGAAGGAACUGGAGAGACUGCGUCUCAAUCGAAACCAGCUGCAUAUGUUGCCUGAGCUUCUAUUCCAGAACAACCAGGCACUCUCCAGACUUGAUCUCAGUGAGAAUAUAAUCCAGGCGAUUCCAAGGAAAACUUUCCGGGGAGCUACGGAACUUAAGAAUUUACAACUGGACAAGAAUCAGAUUAGCUGUAUAGAGGAUGGAGCUUUCCGUGCUCUUCGGGGGCUGGAAGUUUUAACCUUAAACAACAACAACAUCACCACAAUUCCAGUUUCCAGUUUCAACCAUAUGCCGAAACUCAGGACUUUCCGGCUACACUCCAACAACCUGUUCUGCGACUGUCACUUGUCUUGGCUUUCUCAGUGGCUUCGCCAGCGGCCGACCAUUGGGCUUUUCACUCAGUGCACAUCGCCGUCCCAGCUCCGUGGCCUCAACGUGGCAGAAGUCCAAAAGCACGAGUUUAGCUGCUCAGGUCAGACCGACCCAUCCAGCGCUCAGAUCUGCAGCCUGUCUAUCGGCUCCUGUCCGGCAAUGUGUACGUGUAGCAACGGUAUAGUGGAUUGUCGGGGGAAAGGAUUAACUGCAAUCCCAGCAAAUCUACCAGAGACCAUGACUGAAAUACGCUUAGAGCUGAAUGGAAUCAAGUCUGUGCCACCCGGAGCCUUCUCACCAUAUAAGAAGCUACGCAGGAUAGACCUAAGUAACAACCAGAUCUCAGAGAUCGCCCCCGACGCGUUUCACGGCCUGCGCUCACUUAACUCCCUGGUCUUAUAUGGCAACAAGAUAACAGACCUUCCUAAGGGUGUGUUCAGUGGUCUCCAUGCCUUGCAGCUUCUACUCCUGAAUGCCAAUAAGAUUAACUGCAUCCGAGCCGACACCUUCCAGGACCUGCAGAAUCUUUCUCUACUGUCGCUCUACGACAAUAAGAUCCAGAGUUUGGCGAAAGGAACCUUCUCCUCGCUCCGAGCCAUCCAGACGUUGCACUUGGCUCAGAACCCUUUUAUCUGUGACUGCAACCUCAAGUGGCUGGCGGACUUCCUAAGAACAAAUCCCAUAGAGACCAGCGGUGCCCGAUGCGCCAGUCCCCGCCGACUCGCCAACAAACGCAUUGGGCAAAUAAAAAGCAAAAAAUUCAGAUGCUCAGCAAAGGAACAAUACUUUAUUCCAGGAACUGAGGACUUACAGCUGGGCAGUGAAUGUAACAGCGAUGUGGUGUGUCCACCCAAGUGCAGAUGUGAAUCCAACGUGGUGGACUGCUCCAACCUGAAGCUGUCCAAAAUCCCAGACCGCAUCCCACAAUCUACGGCCGAGCUGCGCUUGAACAACAACGAGAUCACAACGUUAGAAGCGACGGGAUUGUUCAGGAAACUCCCACACCUGAAAAAAAUCAAUCUGAGCAACAAUAAGAUCUCAGAGAUUGAGGAUGGGGCAUUCGAGGGUGCGGCGUCGGUGAGUGAGCUUCACCUGACAGCCAAUCACCUUGACUCUGUACGAAGCGGCAUGUUCCGGAGUCUGGAAGGUCUUAGAACGUUGAUGUUAAGAAAUAACAAGGUGAGCUGCAUCCACAACGAUAGCUUCACCGGGCUGAGGAACGUCCGACUCCUGUCCCUGUAUGACAACCAGAUCAGCACCAUCACGCCUGGGGCUUUCGACACUUUGCAGUCACUCUCCACUUUGAACUUACUGGCCAAUCCUUUUAACUGCAAUUGCCAGCUGGCCUGGCUGGGCGACUGGCUGAGGAAGAGGAAAAUCGUCACUGGAAACCCUCGAUGUCAUAAUCCAGACUUCCUGCGGCAGAUCCCACUGCAAGAUGUCGCCUUUCCAGACUUCAGAUGUGAAGAAGGACAGGAGGAGCUGAGCUGUGCCCCCCAGCCGCAGUGUCCCCAAGAAUGUACAUGCCUGGACACGGUGGUGCGCUGCAGUAAUAAGCACCUGUUAUCACUGCCUAAGGGAAUACCAAAGAACGUCACCGAGCUAUACCUGGACGGUAAUCAGUUCACAAUGGUGCCCAAGCAGCUGUCCACAUUCAAGUAUCUACAACUAGUAGACCUGAGCAAUAACAAAAUCAGCUCCCUCAGCAACUCCUCCUUCACCAACAUGAGCCAACUCACCACGCUGAUACUGAGUUACAAUUCCCUGAGGUGUAUCCCUCCUAUGGCAUUCGAGGGGCUGAGAUCCCUGAGGCUCCUGUCUGUUCAUGGAAAUGACAUUUCUACUCUGCCGGAAGGAAUUUUUUCAGAUGUUUCCUCUCUGUCCCACUUAGCAAUUGGUGCCAACCCACUUUACUGUGAUUGUAAUCUCCGCUGGCUGUCAAGUUGGGUGAAGACUGGUUACAAAGAGCCUGGCAUUGCCCGCUGCACUGGACCCCCUGAUAUGGAUGGGAAGCUUCUCCUUACCACUCCGGCUAAAAAAUUUGAAUGCAACGGGUCGCCAAGCUUGAGUAUACAGGCCAAAUGUGAUCCAUGUUUGUCCAGCCCUUGUCGAAACCAAGGCAGCUGUCAGAAUGAACCAGUGGAGUAUUAUAAAUGCAUCUGUCCGCAAGGCUUUAAGGGAAAAAAUUGCGAAAUCUCUCUGAACGCCUGUUCCAGCAGCCCAUGUGAAAACCAAGGAGCGUGCCACCCAAAAGAUGACGCCAGCGGGUUUGUAUGCGCCUGCGCUGAAGGUUUCGAAGGACUGACGUGUGCGAUGAACAGAGAUGAAUGCAAGUACAGUGACUGCGAGAAUGGUGGAACCUGUCUAGAUGGAAUAAACACCUACACGUGUCAGUGCCCACCACAAUACACAGGAGAAUACUGCGAACAAUUGUUGGACUUUUGUUCAGCAGAGCUCAAUCCAUGUCAUCCCGACUCCAAAUGUAUCUCCACUGCGGAGGGUCCAAAAUGUGAAUGUGCACCGGGCUAUAUAGGGGAGAACUGCAGCCUCAAUUAUGAUGACUGCAAGGACCAUCGCUGCCAGAACAAUGCCCAAUGUGUGGAUGAGGUGAACGGGUACUCCUGUCAGUGCACAGAGGGUUUCAGCGGGCAGCUCUGCGAGAUGCCAUCACAAGCAUCCGCCCUGUUGAACCCCUGCAAGUUAGCCGACUGCCAGAACGGAGCCAAGUGCAUUGACCUGGGGAACAGCGCGGUGUGCCAGUGUCUCCCAGGCUUCGGAGGGAACAGGUGCGAGAAGCUCUUGAGUGUCAAUUUUGUGGAUCGAGACACCUACCUGCAAUUCACAGACCUACAGAACUGGCCUCGGGCGAACAUCACUCUUCAGGUAUCCACAGCUGAGGACAAUGGAAUUCUCCUAUAUAACGGUGAUCGCGAUCACAUGGCUGUAGAGUUAUAUCAGGGUCACGUGAGAGUCAGCUAUGACCCCGGGAGCUUCCCCAGCUCUGCCAUCUAUAGCGCAGAGACUAUCAAUGACGGCCAGUUCCAUACGGUGGAGUUAGUUACCUUCGACCAGAUGGUUAAUCUGUCCAUUGACGGAGGUGCCCCCAUGACCAUGGACAACUUCGGGAAACAAUACACUCUCAACAGCGAAGCUCCCCUAUAUGUUGGAGGCAUGCCGGUGGACGUCAACUCCGCUGCCUUCAGACUAUGGCAGAUCCUUAACGGCACCAGUUUCCACGGCUGCAUCCGCAACCUUUAUAUCAACAAUGAGCUCCAGGACUUCACCAAGACUCAGAUGAAGCCCGGAGUUGUGCCAGGAUGUGAACCAUGUAAGAAGCUUUUCUGCCUCCAUGGCAUAUGCCAGCCCAACGCCGUCAAUGGACCAGUCUGUCACUGCGAGACGGGGUGGAUGGGCCCCCACUGUGACCAACAGAUAAGCAAUCCCUGCAUAGGACAUAAGUGCGUACAUGGGACCUGCAUGCCCCUGGACUCUGUGACCUACAGUUGCCUGUGCCAGGAUGGAUAUAAGGGAGCCCUCUGCAAUCAGCAAGGGGGAGAGCUCUAUAAUCCCUGCAGGAAUCUUCAGUGCCAACAUGGGCGCUGUCAGAUCUCAGACGUGGGGGAAGCAUACUGCGAGUGUGACAACGGCUACGUGGGUGACGUCUGUGAUCAGGAGUCGGAAUGUAGAGGCGAGCCCGUCAGAGAUUACUACCAAGUGCAGAGGGGAUACGCCAUUUGCCAAACCACACGCACAGUAUCGUGGGUAGAGUGCCGCGGAUCCUGCAACAACCAGGGCUGCUGCACAGGAUUACGCAUGAAGCGCAGGAAGUACACGUUCGACUGCAGCGACGGCUCCUCUUUUAUGGAAGAUGUAGAGAAGCCGAUAAAGUGCGGCUGUUCCCAGUGUAUGUAGGAUCUCAAUGGACUGGAUCAUCGUAGAUCAUACCACACCGGAUUAACGGAUUAAAAAAAAGAAAAAAAAAUCAACAAAAAAAGCGGACUAUACAUUCUGUAAAACUGAACUCUGCUUCCCUUUCAGAUGUGUGAACAUCUUAAUGUCUGUGGCAUUCAGCAAAACAAACAAAAAUUAUAUGUAUAAACAGUACCUACUACAUUGAGAGACACGCACACAUGCUGACUGGUUGUAUAGUGUUGUAAUCUUUGGGAGAGGUAUAGAGAAGGUAUAUGUGUAGAGGGUAAAUGUGUAGAUAGAGAUUUUUUUAAAAAAACACAAAAUGUAUUUAUACACAAUGUGGAUAGAUUUACACGGAGUGCGAAGGAAGCUUUAUGUCUAUUUUGUUUCUUGGAGUUAGAUACAUUUUUUUUUUCUUUUUUUUGAUUUUUUUAUUGUUUUUCUUUUUUGUAACCAUUGUGACAGUAUUGCAUUAUUUUUAUUUUUGUAUAGCGCAGAAUGUUCUACAAAUAUACUUUCCGAUUGUUUAACUUCUCCUAGAAAGAGGUAACGGUAAAAAAAAAAGUAGGGGAUCAUCGCAUCACUUUCAUAAAGCACUUUCUUUUGUCUGUGAAAUACGACCGAUUGUGUUUUUUUUUUUGUUUUGUUUUUUUUACACGAUUUAGAUUUUCUUGUACAAUGUAGGGUCCCAACAGUUUCUCCCUCUUUUUAUUUUUUUUUUGAGUCCCAAUGAGGCGGUGAUGUUUUAUUAGAAGUUACUACAUUAAAUAUUUGGAUAAGAGGUUUCAAGAAUUGAAAAAAAAAUAUUCACUUUUUGUUUUGCCCAAAAAAACGGCACCUCUCAUCUAGUGGCCAUGUCUGGAAUUGCAUCCCAGCCCGAUUAAAAGGAGUAGUGUUGUGAAAUAUAACUUAUUCCCUAUCCAAAGGAUAAGGGAUGAGUUAUAGAUAGCGGGGAGUCCGACCGCUGGGACCCCCGCAAUCUCCUGAACGGGGCCCCAGCAAUCUGCCGGAAGGGGGCGUGCCGAUUCCCGCACGGAGACGGGAAUGCCCACUCCAUGUAUCCCACUUCCUGCAGGGGCCAGAACGGCCGCUUCCGACAGACUGCCGGGGCCCCGUUCAGGAGAUCGCGGGGGUCCCAGCAGUCGGACCCCCCACAUUCUAUAACUUAUCCCCUGUCCUUUAGAUACGGGGGAUACGUUAUUUUCACUGCACUACUCCUUUAAAUUGGAUACUGCAAAACAAGGCACAGCUCAUGCACAAUAGUGGAACUGUUUUUAGAAUCACGGACCACCUCUCUAAGGGCAUGUUCAAACGGCAGAAUUUCUGUGUGGAAUUCUGCAUGGAAAUUCCGCAGCAGCAGAGUUCUAUUGAUUUCAAUGGGAUUCUGCUGCACUGUGAAUUUCCAUGCCAGAUGUUUCAGGUGCGGAAAUCCUGAUUCCGGCGUCCGCAAAGACAUUGAACAUGUUUCUGCAGACUUCUCACGGAAAUGCAUUGUUGUCUAUGAGACGCUGAAUUUCCCAGCAGUCCUAGCGCCGCCACAUUCCAUGCGGACAUUCCAGCCUGUGAACGUACCCUAACAAACCAAAUCGAAAAACCUCAGAAUCUGGUACUGCUCAAUAUCAAUUCAUACAUCCGAAAGUUUCACCCAUCUGUAAAUGGGGAUGUUGCAGCGCUACCCAUAAUGCAUUGGGUGACAUUCCUAAAAGGAGUAAUAUAGUAGUAUGUUUUUACUAUACUAAGCCUGGUGUCAAAAUGCUUGUGUAGUAGCCACUAGUGUAGUGCUAACAGUGAUGUCUGAUGAACUUGGUGCCAAACGCCUGUGGUGCCAUACAAUGUAAGGUGACCCCCUCCAGGAUUAUCCCAUAAAUCUAGAGAGGGAAGGACAAUAAAGAACAAGCAUUCUCCAACCUGAA
Hyla sarda is the source of this 7041-nucleotide messenger RNA. It is a transcript of the gene SLIT1, whose product is annotated as slit guidance ligand 1. Gene Ontology annotation, molecular function: heparin binding; Roundabout binding; calcium ion binding. Gene Ontology annotation, biological process: axon guidance; negative chemotaxis. The coding region runs from base 515 to 5128 and encodes 1537 amino acids. The record is from RefSeq and is a predicted model, not a curated record. The transcript is spliced from 37 exons. NCBI's taxonomy places the organism in Eukaryota, Metazoa, Chordata, Amphibia, Anura, Hylidae.